Messenger RNA from Schistosoma margrebowiei, 5507 nucleotides. NCBI's taxonomy places the organism in Eukaryota, Metazoa, Platyhelminthes, Trematoda, Strigeidida, Schistosomatidae. The record is from the annotation of a GenBank genome assembly.
AUACGCUAACCGCUAUUUUUGAGUAAUGCGUUGCAGGGAAUGAGAUUGUCACUGUUUAUUCAGUUGGCUCUAUUCAUUCGCUAUACUUUUUGUGAUUAUUAUGAUGUCCUUGGAGUAUCUAAAUCUGCCUCAAAUUUGGAAAUUAAGACGGCUUAUAGGAAACUAGCGAAGAAAUGGCAUCCGGAUAAGAAUCCCUCAGAUAAAGCAAACAAAAAGUUUAUUGAAAUAAAUGAAGCUUAUGAGGUACUAUCCAACUCUAAGAAACGACAUGAGUAUGAUACCUUCGGAAAAGUUCAUUCAGACGGGAGUGCACCUCCCCCUGGACAUUAUCCAUACCGUCACGAAUUUGUUCAUUCUUCGUUUGAAGAUCUUUUUGAUUUCUUUCCAGGGUUCAACCGUGCCCCACAAUUCUCAACCAAUGUCCUUAAUAUCGACUUUCGAAGCUAUCGCCUAACCCAUCUCCCACGAUCUCGAACGGUGCCUUUGUUUAUAUUUGGUUAUUCUGAUUUUUGUUUCCCUUGUCGUCAAGUUCGUCCCAUUUGGUCACAAUUAGCAGAUGAGCUUACUCCGUUGGGAAUUACUGUGGCUAGUGUUAAUUUAGAACAUGAUUCUGCAUUGCGUGAAGAGCUACGCGUAUUACAUGUUCCGAGUGUGACGAUAGUUGUUGAUGGACAGGUCUCUUAUUACUCUCGAGGUGAUUUCAGUCAUAAUAGUCUUAUCGAUGCAUUAAGAAGUGCAAUUAUGCAAUCGAAUCCUUCACGGUCUAAGGCGUUACCAAUAUUUCUUAGCACAACAAUCGAUACACCAUUAAUACAAAGUAUUAAUGAUUAUGAUACAUUUGUUAAUACUUUUCAUUAUGGUUGGCGUCGUGACAGUCGACCCAGAAUGGUACUUAUUAAACCAUUAACUUUACCACCGUUACGGUAUUGUGUGGCUGCUUUCAGAGCAGCAGAUCAUUUAGCUGCUGGUUAUAUUAAUUCUGAACCUGGUAACGAUCAUAAUCUUGCUAAGAAAUUCAAUGUGAAUCCAAAUGAGGAGACCUUAUUGAUAUAUCAUGAAGAUUCAAGCAUACCUGUCUAUCGUCAAUCAGCUACAAAAUUAUCACCUACUUUAUUGGAUAAUGCAAUGUUAGCUUAUAGUCAAUUAAAUAUCCCUAGAAUAUAUAGUCGUGCACGACUGUUGGAUUUAUGCCCAACUGAUGGAAGUAAACCAACUAGUAAAUAUGCUUUAGAAUCAGAUAAACAUUAUAAUGAUCAUUCUAAUCAUCGUCAUUUAUGCUUAGUAUUAUUGUUAAAUUCAAAGUUAUCCAAUGUUGAACAAGUAAACAGUUGGGGUGAUAUAUGGUUAACUAUGUUACGUCAUACAUUACAAUUAUCUCAAACAGACUUAUCAAAAUUAUAUCAUACAAAUCAACAUAGUUAUCAUUUCAUGCCUGUACAUAUUUAUGUGGAUCGUCAGAUUAGUUUAAUGCAAAAAUUAAGUACAUCUUCUACAUGUUCAAAUGAAUCGUGUAAUUUACUUAAUGAAGAUAAUAUGGGCCGUUUAGCAUUAAUUUGGCGUAUCAGUUCAACUGAAACAGUUUAUCAAUUUCUUCCCACUAAUUCAAUGUCUCAUCCAAGAAUUCAUUUAAAUGAAAAAAUGCUGAAACCAAAUGAUUUAAAAAGUUUAAUCCUGAAAUCUACUAAACAAAUGUAUACUGCUUUAAUGAAUGAUUUAGAAAAUAUUAUCCAGACAGUAUCUAUUAUUGACAAAUUAAUUAAUCCAACAAAUCAUUUCACUCAUUCAAUUGAUAAAGUGGUAUCUCAAUGGUAUCUACUCAAAGAUUGUAUGAUUGAGGAAUUAAUGAUUGAUGAAUUAGUAGCGUCAAUAUGGAUUAGAAUGAGAAAUAGGCUGUUACAGAUUCUUGUGGAUAUUGGACAUUCAAUGUUUGACCUUGUAAAUCAUCCUUUGGCAUUUGUUUUCUCAAGUUUUAUGAUUAUCAUCGGUUUACUAUUAUUCAGUUUGAUAUCAACACUUGUACAAGCAACAAAAAAUGAACAACAGAAUAAAUGUACUACAGAGAAGCGUUACUACGAAACAAAUCAAGAUGUUAAUACAUCAUCCUCAUCAAACAGUAAUAUUAGUGAUAAAAAUAGUAGUAGUUGUGGUAAUAAUAGCGGUAGUAGUCAGUGUAAAUUUACUGAAGGGUCAUCUGCACUUAUUCCUAUCGUCUCAUUAAAUCCUUCCACAUAUGACCGUCUUGUUCGUGAUGCCCCUAAAGGUUUCAGGCUUCUAGUAUUAUGUGUUCGUGGAACUACUCAAGAUAAUCGAUUACGUGAUCAGUUUGACUUCAAAACUCGUCGAGUUUGUGGAAGUCAAAUUCAACGUGCUUGUCUUUCUAUGGAUCGAUAUUCUGGUUGGCUUGGAAAAUUACUUGAAUCUAUCAGAUCUAAUAUACCAAUACAUAUUCGUUCUAAUAAAACUAUGCGAAAGAAUAGGAAUGUGAAUGAUACUAUUGAUGAUAAUAAUAGUGGAAUUUUAUAUAUUAAUCCAGUGAACUGUGUUGGAACAGUUGUCGCCGUCAAUGGUUAUCGUCGAUAUUUCAAUCUUUAUCAUCCUUUAAUUCCAGGUUCUCAAAGCAGUUCUGAUGAAAAUUCUGUAAGUGAUACAUAAAUUGAAGUUUUGAUGUUUUCUUAUUCUAAGUUAUGUAUUACAGAGUAUUAAUUUAGUUAUACAGAUGAAUGAAUUCCUCUUGAAAAGUUAAGGAGCACUAUCUGAUUAGUUCAUCCAUAGAAUGUAGUGCAGUCAGUCCCCAAAUGCUCCGGUACGGCCGAGAAUGGGGAGAGUCCACUCUCCCUCUCGAAAUGCUCUCACAUGGCCACACGUAUAAAGCCUCUACGGGGGAAGUCCUACUCCCUGCCUUCUCGUGGCGGGAGUGUUGUUUACGAAAAUGAGAGGACGAAUAGCGAAUGUCCGGCGCUUUAACCGGAUUCCAAACCAAUAGUGCACAUGGGCUUUAUUAUCCUGAGGGGAGAAAUGGCGUAUGAACCAAUCGUUGGUCACCGGCUACUAUGGGACUGCAUCUCCUUACGAUGCUCCACUGCCUUGUGGAUCAGACCUUUAGGUCAAAGGCUCGGGUUGUGGCCCUCUAAAAAAACUCCUGCUUCGAUCUGGGCACCCGGGCAGUAUCACAGUCCACACACAAAUAUGGUGUGGCGCAUAUAUAUUUGGUGCCCUCUUGUACCAAUAUUUAUGUGUUUAAAUAAUAAUAAAUAAAAUAGUUAUUUUAAAAAAGUGACUCCUUGUUUCACAAUUCAUGGUAUAAGUUAGAGAAUUGGAGAUAGUGUCAAUUUACUUGUUACAUACAAUCUGUAGAGAUGGAAUUAGGCAUUUGAUGUGAUGAAUACUAUCUUUUUUUACUGUGGUGACAUAAACUAAUUUUCCACCAUUAUUUUAAACAUUUUGAGUAGUAUAAAAUGGCAUUUCGGAUACUCGUUGUGCAUGAUAUUUUAAUUUCGUACAAAGACCUAAAAACUGCGCUCUGAAUUCUGAUUGACUCAUUCCUAAUGUAUACUUCCACUGUAAGGAACGUAUUCGAGAAAUAAGAAGGAUAUAGUAACUUUAAAACUGAAAAUUGAAGAAAAAAAUAAUGAAUACAUCUACUCCACCGUGAUCGAUUCUAAUCUAUGCUACUUAUAGUCUUCAACCAGUGAUCACGAUUGAUGUAAGCAUCCCAAACAGAUAAUUUUCGUCUAGUGAUAUUGCUUAGUACAUCAAACAAUUACUUCAUGUAAUAAUACCACGUCUAUUUUUAUGCAAGUCAGCAUAGUUCAUUGAAACAAAAGGUAUUUGGAGAUGUGUUUAAACCACGUUAAUUAAUAGUGGUUUGCUAGCUCGUUAAUCGAUUUCCCACCCCUACCUGGGGUCCUACGUUUAACCACAUCACUAACCAUUUAGUCGUUCUAUUCUACGAAGGUGAUUCUUCAAAAACAUCUAUCACCAAACAAGCAACCCAUACUUGUUUACUUCAUACGCGAUAUCCCAUAGCUAUAAAGAGAAAUCGAGCAGACUACUGCUUAGUAUACUUUCUUUUUGAUAUCCAUAUCGAUAUCACAUUUAUGCCACACCUGAUGCAUGUUUAAAAAGUCCAAGCAAUCUUCUUUAAUCCAUAUCAUUGUUUUGUUAACCAGUGACUCACCGUUACUAAUGAAACUUUCUAGUGAAGUGAUCAAGUUUCUCAUGUACUUCAUAAUCCAUAAUCAGGUCAUAUGUUGAUUCAAACCAGUCCUAAUGCAAACGUUUGCACUUCUAGGAAGAGUAUUUCAUCCUAAAGUUUAUUGAGUUGUAACUUGAUAAGUUCCAUAGAUUGAAUUUUGUCGAAUUUUUAAUCAAAAUGAGACAUUUCUUAAAUAAAUGCAUAUUCUACAUUUCAAGCAUACCAACUAUUAUAUUUAAAACAUGACACAAUUACACAUUAAAUUUGUAAUAGGUUGAUUGAUUGAAUUUGUAUGCUUCCGUUCUUCAUUAUCACCUAAAACUCAGUUGUCUAUGUUAUUCUGUAUUCUUUUUAUCCACUUUUGUGAUAACUUCUUUUUGUAGACUUUAAGUAUCAUUUUAUGUAUCAUCCACCUCAUUAAGCUUCUAAAGGCUCUCUACUCGAACACAACUGGUCUGGUGUGUGAGGAAAUCUCAGCACAGAUACAGAAGGCUCGACUAGCUUUUGCCAAUUUGCAUCAUUUAUCGCGUAGGCGAGAUACCCGUUUACCAACCAAAUGACGGGUUUACUGUACAGCAGUUCGUUCCAUCCUGCUUUAUUGCAGUGAAACAUGGCCAGUAAGAGUAGAGGAGAUUUGUAGGUUACUAGUAUUUGAUCAUAGGUGUCUUCGAAACAUUGCUCGUAUAUCCUGGGACCAACGAGUAAGUAAUGCAGUUGUUAGGAAACGAGUACUAGGUAAGGAUGGAAAACCAAUUGAUGAGGUAGUGAAACUUCAUCAUUUAAGAUGGCUAGGACACGUGGUACGUAUACCCAACCACCGACUGCCUUGACGUGCACUGUUUUAUGGUGUAGGAAUAGGUUGGAAGAAAGCUAGGGGCGGCCAGACCAAAACACGGCACAAGUCCAUGAAGUCACCGAGAAGUGGACUGAGCCGUGUUGGUAGGUGUAGACUACCUGGUUGGGGACCGCGAGAUGAUGGAAACCGAUGGUUAGACACCUUGAAUGACAUGGCUCAAAAUCGUUUACAUUGGCUCAGGUGCAUCCAUUCUUUGUGUUCUCCUAAAUUCUAUUCUUCUGAAUUCUUCAUGUCUCUUUUUUUUCUCUUUCCAAAUUUAUUCAACUGGAUAGCAUCUUCAAAUCAUAAUGUUUCUGAUUACUGCUUAUACUUUUACACUUCUAGCGCAAUGGGUUUUGAAUGGACAAUUGUAUCUCUGUGCUAAUGUGAUAUGUCAACUCGAACUGAUGUACGUACGUACGAAGUUGUGCGUUGUUACUGAGUGACUCACUGACUAGUUGAUACUUGUCCUCAUAC